GCUCGAAGUUCAAAAUAAAAUCAUCAACAAAAACAUUAUACCGAAUAAAUUUUAUAAUAUCAUCCUUAAAAGCUCAAAAUAAUCCUCAAUCUUUCUAUUUCAUAUUAUAAUAACAUACUAAGAGAACAUUCUAGUAAUUGAAUAUCUUAAAGAUGGCUUUGUCAAUGCAAAAACGAAAUAAUGUUCGACUUCCUCCAGAGGUGAAUAGAAUACUUUAUGUUAGAAAUCUACCUUAUAAAAUCACAUCAGAUGAAAUGUAUGACAUAUUUGGAAAGUAUGGAGCGAUCAGACAGAUCCGUGUUGGAAACACUUUAGAAACAAGAGGCACAGCUUAUGUGGUAUAUGAAGACAUCUGGGACGCCAAAAACGCUUGCGAUCAUCUUUCAGGUUUCAACGUUUGUAAUCGAUAUUUGGUCGUCCUCUACUAUCAAGCAACAAAAGCUUUCAAACAGCAAGAUUUAACAGCAAAGCACGAGGAGCUUGAGAAGAUGAAAGCUAAAUACAAUAUAAGUUCUGAUGAUUUAAGAAAAUAAAUAAUUUUAAUUUUAAUGAAA
Clunio marinus is the source of this 554-nucleotide messenger RNA. The record is from the annotation of a GenBank genome assembly. NCBI's taxonomy places the organism in Eukaryota, Metazoa, Arthropoda, Insecta, Diptera, Chironomidae.